UGGAUUUUCCUCCUCAUGGGGCGACUGCCUCUCCAUGGCUAUUUAAAGCCACCCUGCAUUGGUGCAUUGCAAGCAUGAGAAGGGAGAUCAUAGAAAUCAACAAGAAAGCUGGGGCCAUUGGAAGGAAGGGAAGAAUGGAACAAGAAGAGGAGCUGCCUCCUUCUUCGUUGUCCUCCCUGAGGCAGUGCAGGAUUUGCCAUGAAGAAGAGGAGGGCAAGGAGGGUGCAACCAUGGAGUCUCCUUGUGUAUGCUCUGGCUCUCUAAAGUAUGCUCACAGGGGAUGUGUCCAGAGAUGGUGUGAUGAGAAGGGGAGCACCCUCUGUGAGAUUUGCCUUCAGAAUUUCGAGCCAGGUUACACAAUGCCUCCAAAGGAAACUCCGGUGGUUGAAAUUGCAGUCGCUAUCAGUGAACAUGAGGACCUGCAAUCUGUGGAAUCUCCUGAGAGCUUGAUUGACGGCGCAGAUUACACCGAGUGCUCCUGCCCUGCAGAUCGAGGUGCCACGUGGCGUCGGUCACUCACGAUUACGUUCACCAUUAUGCUGUUUGUGUGGCAUCUGGUUGCAGUGGUGACGGUCGAAGCAGCAGACCACUGCGCGUUCAGUCUCCUCACAAUAUACUUACUUCGGGUUGCUGGUAUCUUGCUGCCAUUCUACGUUGUCAUGCGGCUGAUUCGCAUGAUCCAGAGACGGCAGCGGCAAUAUCGGUUGCAGCUGCUGGAGGACCAAAGAAGAAAUGCAUCAACCAUGAAUUACUUGCAUGGCCAGGAGCAGCAGCAGCAGCUAGUAAUUAAUAUUCAUUGAGCAAGCGGAUUUAAAUGAUCCUCCGAUAGAAGGUUGCACAAACAUACAUUAUGUAUCGCAGGGGAAAACGUUCAAACAGAAUAUCAUUUGUAAACCUUCAGUAGAUAUAUAGAUAGUGCAGUGGAAGCAGCCCCGUUUUAUUGGCACCGUAAGUAUGAAUGUAAGAUCAAAUAAGGGGGAGAUCAAAUGAAUUCAAGUCAAAAGGAUAAUAUUCAUGCUUA
Molecule: messenger RNA, 1021 nt
Organism: Phragmites australis (common reed)
Lineage: Eukaryota; Viridiplantae; Streptophyta; Magnoliopsida; Poales; Poaceae
Exons: 7
Coding region: 75-800 (241 amino acids)
Biological process (GO): protein ubiquitination
Cellular component (GO): membrane
Molecular function (GO): zinc ion binding; ubiquitin-protein transferase activity
Source: RefSeq, a predicted model, not a curated record